UCCUGGCGAACAUGGCGGCAACUUGAUAACGGCAGCGAGAUGAAGACGGCGAGGGCUUGAAAAAGAAAAGAGGUCUGUUACAGGCUGAAGGCCUAUCCGCCGACACAAAGGCAGCACAGCUUCGCCAUGUUGGAAGAGGACAGCGCCACUGGCCCUGCGCGAGCGGGGAAGACGUAAAGGCGUCGCUGAGCGUUUCUAAAAACGGAGUCGAGGCUGCGCAGAGGAGCGGAGCGGAGCGGCGCGGCGCGGGGCUCGGGGCGGACGGCGAGGACAGCGGCUUCACCGGUCAGCCAUGGAGAAUGCGGCCCGAGGUCGCCAGCGUCUAGUUUCCCACCGGGCCCGCGCUCCUUUUAAUGGGAAUACCCGCUGAUCGCAAAGGCAAGCCGGGACAACCGACCGCCCGACACCGGAGGGGAGGGAAGCGCGAAGCGGACCCCACGUCAAUGACUGUUGCGGCAGAGGAGCCCCCACGGUGGAGUCGGCCGGUUCCCAAAAUAUGACCAGGGGUGCUGGGACGUGUUGGCAGCAAGAAGAUGACGACGGCUUCCAAAUCUGGCUAGAGCCCCCCCGCGACAACCAAAAGCCAUUCACCGACUCAGAGAGGGCGCAGAGAUGGCGACUGUCCUUGGCAUCCCUCUUGUUCCUCACCAUCCUCCUCUCUGAUCACCUGUGGUUCUGCGCCGAGGCCAAACUGCCCCGAACCCUGGACAAGUUCGCAUCCUCCCACCUCCCGUCACCCCAGACCCACUCAGCACACAGCAGCCUCAGAGAAACCCCAGAUGAUAUUUUUAUAGAGAACUCCACCAAACCCUUGUGGGCGCUUGAAACUUGCCACCGGGAUAGUUUAUCUAAGAACUGCUUUGCUUUCGCGGAUGCCGACGAUUUGUGCAGGGGCCUUUCCGACAGAGAGGGGCCGCGGGCUGUAAAUAUGAGCGAUUUGUACCUCUCCUUUUGUAACUCCUACUCGCUGCUGGAUUUGCUCAACGGCUCGACGAGUCCGGACAAUUUGAACUGCAGCCUCGACGUGCUCGGCGACGGCGACACGAGCAGAUGCAGCCGGUGCGUGCAGGCGUACCAGCACUACGACCAGCACGCCCAGGAAAAAUACGAGGACUUUGAGCUCCUGUCUCAGAAAUAUGAGCCCGGGGCAUAUUCGGUGAGGACGUGCAUGGAGCAGUGCAAGAUGGCCUACAAGCCCUGGCUGUGUGCUCAGUAUUUCCCCACUCCCCAGCGGUCCUGUGUGAGGAAGGUACCGUGCCACCAGUACUGCCUGGAGGUCCAGCAGAGCUGCCCGUUCAUCCUGCCCGACAACGACGACCUGAUCCACGGCGGCAGCCCCAGCUUCAUCUGCACAGGGCUCUUGGGAGAGCAUCCAUCGGACAGCGAGGCCGAGUGCUGCGACGUCCGGUGGGACUCCAAACUGGACAGUCCCUCGGGCGGGACGCUAAAAAGGACUGCUUCAUCCUGCCAGCCCGAGGGGGCGUCGGUCACCUCCGCCGCCACCCAGAGACUGUGCAGCGGGCGGCUGAAGAUCUGCCUGCUGGCGCUCGUCCUCCUACACACUGUCAUGAUCAUUUCAGCCUCCCACAAUUCCACGUUGGUGGGCGUGGCGGCCAUUUUCUCGCCGGAGGAGCGCGCGUCCAACGAGGAGUGAAACCGUGGGGGUCGACUCGAGGCUGGAGCCCGUGGAGGAUUGUGGCUUUCGUGGCCGUCGUGGAUGCCAGGGACACGGCUGGCGAGACACGCUGGGAGGCGCCCCUCUGCCGCCGACCGGACCAUCAACCACAGGAAGUGGGAGGGUUUGAACUGGAGCUAAGGGUGCUGGGAUUUGACAUCAACCAAAACAAUGUGUUUGAGAAGCACCCCCCUUAAAAGAACUGACCUCUUGCCACUUGAAACCUGCUCAUUGUUUCUAUUCCAUCCAAAUGUUUUCUAGCAUACUGCCCCUCCUGCUCCCCCCAACCCCACCCCCCCCCCCACCCCGCCUUCGUUCCCUCCCUCCGCCCCCGCCCCCUCUGUUUUCAGUGUGUAUGGACGGCACGUCAGAGGAAGACAUGGAUACAGCGUGUGCUCUCGCUCAUCAUUACCUUUAGAUUCUCUGCUGCAUUUUUUUCCAGGUGCCAGAAUGUUUUGACAUAUCAACUGUGUUUCACUCACUUACUUACUUACGCACCAUCACUUUAGAGGCAUCUUCUUUACUACCUUGUAUGUGAUGUUGCUUGAGGGCCUGACAGGACAAGUUCAUCCAUCGUUUAUGUGGGUCGCUGAAGACAAAAUGUGUGAUUCUUGUGUAUUUCUACUGUCCAGCUAGUAUUCUGUCCCACUGCAUCUUCUCUCAACCCCUUUGUGAUGGUACAUGCCUACACACUUUAGGACCUUAAGUGCUCUGAGACUGGCUCGCGCUCUCACUUCCGACUCGUUGGGCCACUGAUCAAGUGAGGAGCAGUGACGUAGCAAAUGUAGUUCCGGGUCGGCUCUGAACGAGCGGGUGUCGCGGGAGCAGAUGCUUCCCGCAGGAAGCGGCGUCCCCCGGCUUCUGAAGUGUUCGGUUUUACCUCAGACCGUUGGGCGCUGAGCCCGGUGGCUCGUCUUGAAGCUGGAGCAAAGAUGAAGCGUUGUUGUACAAGGAGACUGCAGGGACAACCCAGGGACACGAGAGGACAGUUGCAUCAAGCAAAAACACAAGGGGCCUUGUUUAUCAGACAUAUGUACAGUUUCUGCGCGUAGAUUAAAAUGUAGGUAUUUAUUUCUGCUUGGAUAUCAGCAUCCAUUCCUGACCACACACACAGACCAGAACCCUUAACUGAUAAGUUAUGACUUAUUUUCUGGGUCUAUGUCACGUAAUGAAUUCGCUGUCCUCCCAUUAAGGUCAGAGUUCACAGAACAGGUGAGGUUCAUAAUCAGUCGUUGGCAUCUCCCUCUUUGUAUUGGAACCUGGUCCAACGCUUGGUUUAAUAAACAAGGCCCCGGAUCUCUGAGUGCCUCUGCUGCGUAAGCCCACUGAGGCAGAUUCUGGCGAGCGAGACGAAGCGGCGAGGUCGGUGCGAGUGACCAGGACCCACGCAAUCAACCAAUCAAUCUGUCGACUCUCAAAUCACCCUUAGGCGAGCUGAUCAACCGCUGUCUGUCACAGACUAGUAAAGGGCUGUAUUAGUGUCAGCCUGCAAGGAGUGAGAGGAGUUUUAAAGGGCUGAUCCAUCCUGUUUUGUUCUGUUGUUUGUUUGUUUUUUUGCAUGGCUGCUGCUAUUAAGUGGACGCUGACGCGGCGACGGGUCACGCAGGGAUUAAGGGGAGUUCAAAUUGCCUUUUAUGAUAGACAUUGGACAGAAAAGGAAAAUUCCCCACAAUGCCAACAUCCGAUAUCCUAAAUAGCUAACACUAAACCAAAAUGUGAAGCCAAUAUAAGGAGAUCACACGUUUCUGUCCUCCAUCUUAGUAGCCUCUAAUGAUCAGUUAAAGACAGACUGGGGUUCUAGCUUUGCCUCCAAAUUGCUCUUGGCUGUGAAAACCUGGUAUCAGUGCCUCCUCACCUUCCCCAUUAACAGCUUGACCUUACCUCACCUCACAUGGCGUAAUCACCGUCGAUUUGCUUCUCUCUCACACACACACACACACACACACACACACACACACACACACACACACACACACACACACACACACACACACGCACACCACACACCACACACACUCUCACACAGACACACACAUAGUGGGAUGUCACAUGGAAGUCAAGUCCACGCUUGCCUCUGGAUUUUCAGGACGCGGUUUAUAGACUUUAGCCCCCCAGUUUUGCUCUCUGAUUCCCUUUUGCUUGAUAUUCUCGUGUGACGUGUCGUUUCGUUCGUUCGUUCGUUUUCCUUGACAGACUGUGUUGAUGACUACUACGUUCCCCUGAAGACAGCAGCGGAUGUACUAAGCCCACACGUUGUGCUCCGUCCCUUAAAUCUCUAGCUGUUUAUGAUCUGAGUCCUGUGGAUCUAUGCAGAUGACCCCCCGCUCCCCAUUCGAAAUUAACCAACACUCUUUGCCCCCCCACCACCAACCACAACCCUUGUCCUUUCUGUUGUAAAUAUGUCCUGAGGAUGUAGGAUCCCAAAAUGGCUGCCCCCUCUUCCCCCCCUCAGCCCACCCACCCCCACCUCCCUACUGUUGGAAUCUCACUGUGUUUUCUGUUCGCCUCCUUGGUUUUUGUCUGUUUUUGCGAGAUUUUGGCCGCAUUUUUCUGUUGUCUAAAGCAGUGGUGUGAGUUGAUGAGUAGGACUAAGAUGGAUGUUAAAAAGAUGAAAUAAAGAGGUCUUGGGAAAAAUAGACAAAAAAAUGAAGCUUGAAAUGAGAAAAGGGUUCAAAUAUAGAGAAAAACUAUGAUAAAGUUGUCAUAUUGUCAUACUAGAGAUGCUUUAGUUUGCUAAUUUACUUUCUUUUUUUUCUACAAAAGACUUGGAUGAAAUUAUUUAUAAAAUGCGUCCCAGGAGUCAUGAUCUUUUUUGGACGUACAACAAAUACAUUUAUUAACAUUUUGUUCAAAAGAAAAUAAAUAUAAAUUAUGUUAAACAUUA
Messenger RNA from Betta splendens (Siamese fighting fish), 4559 nucleotides. RefSeq names its product NALCN channel auxiliary factor 1a (gene nalf1a). Gene Ontology annotation, cellular component: plasma membrane. Bases 497 to 1654 code for a protein of 385 amino acids. Gene Ontology annotation, molecular function: stretch-activated, monoatomic cation-selective, calcium channel activity. The transcript has 3 exons. NCBI's taxonomy places the organism in Eukaryota, Metazoa, Chordata, Actinopteri, Anabantiformes, Osphronemidae. Gene Ontology annotation, biological process: calcium ion import across plasma membrane. The record is from RefSeq and is a predicted model, not a curated record.